Molecule: messenger RNA, 1501 nt
Organism: Helianthus annuus (common sunflower)
Lineage: Eukaryota; Viridiplantae; Streptophyta; Magnoliopsida; Asterales; Asteraceae
Product: 26S proteasome non-ATPase regulatory subunit 13 homolog B
Exons: 6
Coding region: 123-1283 (386 amino acids)
Biological process (GO): ubiquitin-dependent protein catabolic process
Cellular component (GO): nucleus; cytosol; proteasome regulatory particle, lid subcomplex
Molecular function (GO): structural molecule activity
Source: RefSeq, a predicted model, not a curated record
AAAUCAUCAUUCGUUUCUUGAAGCAAAAGAAAUCACAGACGAAAUCAAACAAGGGUUUAUACUUCUUUACACACAAAUCCCCAAAUCGUUCAUUCAGCAACCGUUUCGGAAAUCAAUCAGCGAUGUCAGCUCUUCAAUACCUAGAUUCUCUUCGUAAUACUCACCCAGAACUCUCCGAUUGGUACAAUACGCUUGCAGAUCUGUACCAAAGGAAGCUAUGGCACCAACUCACUCUCAAACUCGAACAAUUCGUCGCACUCACUGUUUUUCAGGCGGGUGAUGCUCUCAUCCAACUAUAUCAGAACUUCAUCACCGACUUUGAGACUAAGAUAAAUCUUCUCAAGCUCGCACAUUUUGCUGUUAUAGUCUCUCGUCAAUAUUCAGAGAAAGAAGCAGCCAUCAGCUAUCUCGAAGGAGUGAUUGAAAAACUCCGAGCUACGAAAGAAUCACGUAUAGAGGAACCAAUCGCUUACAUUAAGAUGCAAAUAGCCAUUUUCAACCUUGAAAAAGGAGAUCAAAAGGAGUGCAAGAAUCUUCUAGACGACGGAAAGAGCACACUUGAUAGCAUGACUGACAUCGAUCCGUCCGUGUAUGCUAAUUAUUAUUGGGUGACGUCCCAGUACCAUAAAUCUCGCCAGGAGUUUGCUGAAUUCUACAAGAGUUCUCUACUUUAUUUGGCAUAUACGUCGGUUGAAUCUCUUUCGGAUUCAUUUAAGUUGGAUCUUGCAUUUGAUUUAUCUCUAUCUGCUUUACUUGGAGACAACAUUUACAACUUUGGAGAACUACUUGCACAUCCAAUAAUAAAAAGUCUGCUAGGGACACAGGUUGAAUGGCUCUACUAUAUUCUAGAAGCAUUCAACAACGGAGAUCUAGUUCGCUAUCAAGAACUGUGCCGUGUUCAUGCAGCUUCUCUUAACGCUCAGCCAGCUUUGGUGGAGAAUGAGAAGAAGCUUCUAGAAAAGAUCAACAUCCUCUGUUUGAUGGAAAUUAUCUUCAGUCGACCAUCCGAUGAGAGAACCAUUCCCUUAAGCAUCAUAGCAGACCGGACAAAACUUACAGUUGAAGACGUUGAAUAUCUUCUCAUGAAGAGUUUAUCUGUGCAUCUUAUUGAGGGGAUAAUUGAUCAAGUUGAAGGAACAGUUCAUGUGUCUUGGGUGCAACCAAGAGUUUUGGGAAUAAGUCAAGUAAAGUCUUUGCGUGAUCGUUUGGACAACUGGGUCGGGAAAGUACACACUGCUUUGGUAUCGGUUGAAGCUGAAACACCGGAUUUAGUUGCAUCCUAAGUCGUUUCUUGGUUUUAUUCAUCUCUUGGAUAGCUUGUUGCCCAAGUUAUUUGGGUGAACUCAAUGUAUGAUACCUAUUCGUUUUUCUCCUUUUCGAAGGCUGUUGAGCCUCAUAUGUAUCUUACUUUCCGUUUUUGAUCUGUGGUUGGAUAGAAACUUGUUGAAUGCACUUUUACGAGUUACACUUUUUAAUCCCAGCUUCUAAAUCUUGUUCUUCA